Molecule: messenger RNA, 3169 nt
Organism: Megalops cyprinoides (Indo-Pacific tarpon)
Lineage: Eukaryota; Metazoa; Chordata; Actinopteri; Elopiformes; Megalopidae
Gene: prox1a
Product: prospero homeobox 1a
Exons: 5
Coding region: 698-2914 (738 amino acids)
Biological process (GO): regulation of transcription by RNA polymerase II
Cellular component (GO): nucleus
Molecular function (GO): RNA polymerase II cis-regulatory region sequence-specific DNA binding; DNA-binding transcription factor activity, RNA polymerase II-specific
Source: RefSeq, a predicted model, not a curated record
CCCAUUUUUGUUUGUUAGCAGCCUUUCUUUCUGGUCCGUGAAGUUCGGUGUUUUGUAUUCCUCUAAAUGCAGCGGACAGCUCUUAUUGGUAGGUGCAAACGUUACAUCACGAUGGGCAUGACGCGCCGUCUUCCUGUUUCCUUCAGCUGCGUCUUAAAGUGAAUCUUGUUGGUGGGAGAGAGCUCCAGCACUGCCGAGCGCGCCUCGCACACGAACACAAUCUCAACCCAGAAAGUGGAGCGGCGCAAAAGAGCGCUCUUCUCUCACGCUCAUCACUCUCGCCUGCCCCGAGAAAUUACAAUAUUCAUCACCAGGCGAGAAGCCCUCUCUGUGUUCUCUCUUUCAUUAUAGCAAAGAAGCUCAAUUUCCUCUCAUCUGCGGAGUAAGUAACCUUGUCCUCAGAUAGCUCCCGUGUAUUUUCUCUCUUUCGAAUCGCUUGCGGUCCUGGGGAAGAAAAAACGCUCUAGAAAAUACCCGAAUUGCUAAAUUUCUUUUCACCAGUUAAUUGACUUUAUUAGGCCACAUCGUAAUAUUUAUUUAUUUUACCAUUAGGAUUUCCAUAACCUAUUCUUGAAGAGUUUUUUUUCCACGGUUUUCUUUUCAUCGAGAGGGAUACGGCUUUACCACUAAGGUCGCAGGGUUGUGGAGCUGUGCCCCACUGGCAGGCCUGUAAAGAUGGCAGAAUAACAGGCCAGUGAUGCCUGACCAUGAGAGCGCAGCCCUCCUAAGCAGACAACCCAAGAGAAGAAGAGUUGACAUUGGAGUUAAAAGGACCGUAGGGACAGCGUCGGUGGUCUUCGCCCGAGCGAACGCAAGCCUGUUGUGUGCCAUGAAUCCCCACGGCUCCGAGCAGGAUGUGGACUGUUCGGUGGUGCAGCACGCGGACGGGGAGAAGUCCAACGUGCUCCGCAAGCUGCUGAAGAGGGCCAACUCGUACGAGGAGGCCAUGAUGCCCUUCCCGGGAGCCACCAUCAUCUCCCAGCUGCUGAAAAACAACAUGACCAAAAACGGCGGCGCUGAGCCGGGCUUCCCCGGCGGCGGGCUGUCCGGCGCGGGCUCCGAGCUCCACCAGGAGGACGCCUGCAGCAACUCGUCCCGCGAGAGCCCGCGAGAGUGCCCCUCGCCCUUCGGCCGGCCCGCCCUCGGCCAGUUCGACGUGGAGCGGCUGAGCGACGAGCACCUGCGGGCCAAGCGCGCCCGCGUGGAGAACAUCAUCCGCGGCAUGAGCCACUCGCCCAGCGUGACGCUGCGGGCGGGCGAGGGCGAGCGAGAGGGCGCCGUGCCGCCCGCCAGCCCCCGCGACAGCUACCGCGAGAACAAGCGCAAGCAGAAGCUGCCCCAGCAGCAGCAGCAGAGCUUCCAGCAGCUGGUGUCGGCCCGCAAGGAGCAGAAGCAGGAGGAGCGGCGGCAGCUGAAGCUGCAGCUGGAGGACAUGCAGAAGCAGCUGCGGCAGCUGCAGGAGAAGUUCUACCAGAUCUACGACAGCACCGACUCGGAGAACGACGAGGAGGGCAACCUGUCAGAGGGCAGCAUGCGCUCCGACCCAGAGCAGCGGGCGCACGACUCCGCCCCCGACCGCUCCGACAACGAGAUGUCCGACCUGGACCCCACCCACUUCCUGGACCGGGCGCGCGCCCUGAUCCGGGAGCAGACCCUGAUGGCGGAGGGGGGCAAGCCCAAGCGGGACGGCCCCCGGGGCAAGGGCCAGGCCCCACCCUCGAUGCAUGCCGAGGGGAAGCAGCUGGCCGAGACACUGAAGCAGGAGCUGAACACCGCCAUGUCGCAGGUGGUGGACACCGUGGUCAAGGUGUUCGCCAAGCCGCCACGCCCGGUCCCCCAGGUGUUCCCGCCCCUCCCGAUGCCGCAGGACCGCUUCACCGUCAACGGGGAGAAUCCCAACUUCCACACGGCCAAUCAGAGGCUGCAGUGCUUCGGUGACGUCAUCAUCCCCAACCCCCUGGACUCCUUUGGGGGCAUGCCGGUGCCCAGCUCCAACGACCAAACCGAGGCGCUGCCCCUGGUGGUCAGAAAGAACUCUGCAGACCAGUCAUCCUCCCUGCCCCCUCCCGGGAGCCACCACCACCCCUCCCUGCACCCCUCCCCCCUCUCUGCCACCAUGGGCUUCAGCCCACCCUCCUUCAGGCACCCUUUCCCCCUCCCUCUCAUGGGCUACCCUUUCCAGAACCCUUUGGGCACCCCCUCGGGCGCCUAUCCUGGCAAAGACAGGUCCUCGCCGGAGUCUCUGGACCUGUCCAGGGAGACCGCCAGCCUUCGGACCAAGAUGUCCUCCAAUCACCUGAACCACCACCGGUCCUGCUCCCCUUCGCACCCGGGUGGCACCGAGGGCCUGUCCUUGUCCCUAAUCAAGUCAGAGUGCGGAGACCUUCAGGACAUGUCCGAGAUCUCACCGUACUCAGGAAGUACAAUUCAGGAAGGACUGUCACCAAAUCACUUAAAGAAGGCCAAGCUGAUGUUCUUCUACACCAGAUACCCCAGCUCCAACAUGCUGAAGAUGUUCUUCUCCGAUGUCAAGUUUAACAGGUGCAUCACGUCGCAGCUGAUCAAGUGGUUCAGCAACUUCCGUGAGUUCUACUACAUCCAGAUGGAGAAGUUCGCCAGACAAGCCAUCAACGACGGCGUGGCGGGUAACGAGGAGCUGAGCGUCAGCCGCGACUGCGAGCUCUUCCGCGCCCUCAACAUGCACUACAACAAGGCCAACGACUUCGAGGUUCCGGAGCGGUUCCUGGAAGUGGCACAGAUCACAUUACGGGAGUUUUUCAAUGCCAUUGUUGCAGGCAAAGAUGUUGAUCCUUCCUGGAAGAAGGCCAUAUACAAGGUCAUCUGCAAGCUGGACAGUGAGGUCCCGGAGAUUUUUAAAUCUCCCAAUUGUCUGCAAGAGCUCCUGCAUGAAUAGACUCUCACUGCCCCCUCCCUUCCCUCUGAAUGUAUGAAGUAUGAAAUAGCAUUCCCGUUUUGAAAGCCCCGGCUGUUCUAGGUUGACCUAUCUUUUAUUUUUUUUUCUCUUCUUCUUCUUUUUCUGGAAAGUCGUUGAAGCCAUUGGGUGUUUUGACUGUGUGAAUCCCCCCUCUCCCUGUCCCUGCACUGGGGAACGGCCGCUUUUCCAGAGCCUGACGGCUAAUUGUACUGUUAACCUGAAACUCUCCUCAUC